AAAUAAAAAUAAAAAAUCAAAGUAUAGUUUUAGAAUUGAGCUAAAAAUAUAUCUUGGGAGUGAUAAAGUCGUCUCGAACCAGAGCAGCCAUUGAAGUGAAGCUCAAAAAUCAUCAAGAAAAUGCAAAUAGCAUCAAAAUGCCGUCUCUUUCAUUCCCAUUUCUUCUCCAUUUUCCCUCAAUCCAUCAAACCCAAAAACCCCUUUUCUCCCAAAAUCCCAAAAAAUCCCCAAUUCAGUAUUUAUGCAUCAUCUUCAAGAACCUUCAACUCUUCUUCUUCUUCAGCUUCAAUAUUGGCCAGGAAAGUACUUUUUAUGGCUCCUGGAGUUGAACCAGAAGAUAUUAAGGAAGAUAUGAUUUUACCCGGAUCCAAUAUAGUUGUCGGACCCUAUGCGGGUGAUGCGAAGAUUAAGGAGGUUGAGUUUGUGAAGAGUAGUAAUAAGCCUAAAGAUUGUCCUAAAGAUGAAAGACCUGAAUUUGCUAUGUUGGGUCGGUCUAAUGUUGGCAAAUCAUCCCUUAUUAAUGCUUUGGUUAAGAAGAAAGAAGUUGCUCUUACUUCUAAGAAACCAGGGAAGACUCAGCUGAUUAAUCAUUUUUUGGUGAACAAAAGUUGGUACAUUGUGGAUUUGCCUGGUUAUGGUUUUGCUAAUGCGUCUGAAGCUGCUAGAAUGGAUUGGUCCUCCUUCACAAAAGGUUACUUUUUGAAUCGAGAUACCUUGGUGUCGGUUCUGCUUUUAAUUGAUGCUAGUGUACCCCCUCAGAAGAUAGACCUUGAUUGUGCUAAUUGGCUUGGACGCAAUAAGAUACCAAUUACAUUCGUUUUCACGAAGUGUGACAAAAUGAAGGGAGGGAAGGCAAAAAGGCCCGAUCAGAAUAUUAGAGAUUUCCAAGAGCUAAUCAGGCAGAAUUACAAUCAUCAACCUCCAUGGAUAAUGACUAGUAGUGUCUCUGGUUUGGGCAGGGAUGAGCUACUUCUACAUAUGUCACAGCUGCGAAACUAUUGGAACAACGAGUAGCUCAACUAAAACAUCAGUGUUAUUUUAUGAGGAUAUUCAACCUGGUCCAAACACAACGAUUAUCUCCAAAAAUGAAAACGUGGAAGGAAGGAUACUCUGGAGACGAUGCUGGAAACCUACAAGUAGAAUCGAACAAAGGAGUUUUUGCAAAUACUUAGCUAGCGUUUGGGUAUAAAUUUUGAAAAUUGAUCUUAAAUAUUUGUUUGACGAUGAAAUUGGUUCAUACAAUUGCCUGUGUUGUAAUUUGGUCAGUUAAAGCAUAGCUACUUUUUUUGUUAUUAUUCACCACUUGGAUAUAGAAGGCCAAAAACAGUACUAGUGUAAUGUUCUAAUGAUGAUACCUGAUUUGUGGAUAAAGACAAAAGAAGGUAGUUUGGUGCACAAA
Molecule: messenger RNA, 1399 nt
Organism: Solanum pennellii
Lineage: Eukaryota; Viridiplantae; Streptophyta; Magnoliopsida; Solanales; Solanaceae
Product: GTP-binding protein At2g22870
Exons: 5
Coding region: 121-1014 (297 amino acids)
Molecular function (GO): GTP binding
Source: RefSeq, a predicted model, not a curated record